GCGUACUCGAGGCGAACUGUCCGAUUGCAGCUGAGUAUAUCCAGAGAGUAUUAUAUAUAAGCACGACUCUCACGAGUACGGAAUCGUUCACACGUUCAGCAAUGUUCACUGGGUCGUUCACAGCAUUUGUUGGUCUGUGGUCAUCUGUGGUUCAUGCUGUUCUCGCAAAUAUUUGUCGGUUUUAUGGUGGCCAGAUUUUGACCGUGCCGGUACGCAUGCGUUUGUCAUACUGGGCGCAUUUCAUGACUUUUAACGAUAACGUUUGAUAAGACUGCCGAACUUACGUGGAGGAAUGAAUCCCUAUUAUAAUCUGUAACUUGUAUAAAGUGACCACUCGAGAAAACAAGAAUGGCGAUUAUCGGGUGAUUUGUGCUGGAUUUAUAAAUAUGAAAUCUUGCAAUAUGAAUGGAAGUGUAGAAAGAAUUUGUUUAUGUAAUGACGAAAAAGUAUUUAUAUUUACAUUGAAAUAAAGACAUUGAUCUUUUUAAUCAUUGGGCACCAAGUCUCAAAUCCUGUGAUAAUUAUUUCAUCCGUCUUGUGUGCGAUCAUGAUUUCCGAUUCACUGCUUUUUACUCUUGCUUUGCUGGACACUGCUUGUAUCUUAUGCCUACUGAUAUAUUUUUGGGUGUUACCUAAAUUGAUGGCACAUGGAUUUUUAACAUUUCUUCUAUUAAUACAUGCUCACUGGAUUCUUGUGCUUGUUAACUUGCCUAUGACACUAUGGCUUGCAUAUGAGCACUUCACAGUACCUACAGGAAAUACUGGUGUAUACGACCCUACCGAAAUCCAUAACAGAGGACAACUCAAGAAGCAUAUGCGUGACUGCAUGAUUUACUUGGGAUAUUAUCUAAUAUUCUUUGUGGUAUAUUUAUAUUGCUUAAUUAUUUCCUUACUCCAAGGAAAUCCUAUUAAAAGAGAUGAGGAUUUGGCUGAUAUGCAUGACUAUUAAGUCUGCCUAUGUUCCAGGAUUUAUCUGUUUGCAUUAAAUGAAAUGCUCAUUUCACUUUGAUUUGGAGUUAUAUUUUAUGAAGAAACUACCCUUUUUACAGAACUCUUUUAUUCUGAGUUUGUGGAGUGUUCGUUAGUCUACUUGAAAUUGCUCACUGACAUAACUCAUGAAUAGCAGUAUUGUUAAAACAAUUGUGUUGUGAUAUCAGUUGAUUACCCUAAGUAAUAAAAAAAAAGUAAAUAACUAUUUUCAAGUGUACUAAAAUGAUCACCAUGACAUAUUUUAGAGAGAAAUGACACCUGAAAGGUUGCCAUAAAAAAUAUUCCUAAUAUGUGCUAAAUGAAACCGAAGAGUCGCUGGAAUAUGACUGAAUAUUAGACUAUAGUAGGUUAGGUUUGUUAAGAAUUUGUACUUCAAGCAAAGAUAAUUCAUUACCAAAAACUGAAUGCAACUUACAUAAUGAAACUUUAAAAAUAAUGUAGAAAAUAUUCCCUCUUCUAGGGUGUAAUUAAUGUUUUGAAAAUUCAAAUUUUCUCUGGUAUAAUUAUCAAUUAACAGCUCUACAGUUGUACUUUCUCUUUAUGUUGCUAUUUGUUUCUGGUUAUGAGAAUAAUGUAUCUAAUUGACAUAAUAAAUGUACCAUGAUUAGAUUGUAAGAUGUGUUUCUUGCUUUAAAUGAAUUGUUAAUAGGUUAUUUGGAUGAGUGGGAAAUUCACAGGAACUUUUAUAAAGUAACAAACCAAGUGAAAACAAUGGUAAUUUUUAUUGCUCAAAAACUUCACAAUUAAGCAAGGUUUCUAAAACCAAGAUAACAUAUUCAGAAUUUUCCUCCACAGGAUGAAUUACAAGAUAGUCAAUGAUCGUUCAAUAUAUUGCCUUCAGACUAAUCGUCCAUCAGUUCUCUAGCAAUCA
Gryllus bimaculatus (two-spotted cricket) is the source of this 1861-nucleotide messenger RNA. The record is from the annotation of a GenBank genome assembly. Lineage: Eukaryota; Metazoa; Arthropoda; Insecta; Orthoptera; Gryllidae.